This is a messenger RNA of Hyla sarda, 1786 nucleotides long. RefSeq names its product ankyrin repeat domain-containing protein 10-like. Gene Ontology annotation, molecular function: protein binding. The record is from RefSeq and is a predicted model, not a curated record. The transcript has 6 exons. The coding region runs from base 69 to 1286 and encodes 405 amino acids. Lineage: Eukaryota; Metazoa; Chordata; Amphibia; Anura; Hylidae.
GUUCCGCGUUACUCCUCCCCCCAGCCCCGGUGUGUGAGUGUUUGGGUGCGUGUGCUGCAGCUCCUCGGAUGAUGAUGUCGGUGUGUUCGGAGCCCGGCUUCUCCAGUGAGGAGGUGCUCAACCUCCGCUUCCCUCUACACCGAGCGUGCAGGGACGGAGACCUCGGGUGCCUUCAGUCUCUGCUCCAAGGCCCGCCCGGGAACACCGCGCAGCAGCUCGGGAAGGAAGACUCGUGCUACGGCUGGACGCCCAUACACUGGGCCGCUCACUUCGGGAAGUUGGAGUGCCUGGUACAGUUGGUAGGAGCAGGAUGCUCUGUUAAUGCCAGCACAACUCGGUUUGCUCAAACUCCAGCUCACAUUGCCGCAUUUGGGGGACAUCCACACUGCCUGGUAUGGCUAAUUCAAGCAGGUGCCCAUGUAAACAAACAGGACUAUGUGGGUGAGACCCCUGUCCACAAAGCAGCAAGGGCAGGUAGCAUGGACUGCCUUAAAGCCCUUGUAUCCAAUGGAGCUCAAAUAGACUUUAGGAAUGCCAAUGGCUUGACAGCGGCUGACCUUGCGCACUCCCAAGGCUUUCAAGAGUGUGCUCAGUUUCUCCUUAACCUCCAGAACAGUCAACUGAACGGUUUUUAUUACUGCAACUCCUUAAACGGAGUCCUCCAAGGAAACUCCUCUAAUUCUUUUAAUGGAGGCACAAUAAAUCGUAAGCGAUCCUUCAAUGACUUAGAAGCUUAUGCUAUCAAGAAGCUUAGAACCGAAGGAGGCAGCAUUCAUUUACGGUCUGAUUUGACUGGAGGGGUAGAAGACGAGAGCAUGCAUGUAGAAAAUCACUCACAGAUAUCAGAUGUGAAUGGUAGCUACACUACGUUAACAAAUGGACAAGCAAGUCAUGGAUUUAAUACACCACUUGGAGACAUGGAAACAAGUCCUAUGAAGUGCCUUCUAUUGUCCCAAGGAUUUAACAAUGUUACAGUCACAAAUGGCAAGAAAGAGAGCCCUGAUGAAAACGGGACUUUUGCUGAAAAUAACGUUGAUGCUAUGAAUUCUCAAGCCUGUGGCUCUUUGCAUGUCAAUGGGAGUCCCAGUAGUUGGGUAGCCCCUAGGCCUUCUUUGGGUGAUGGGGUUACUGAUGUCUUACAGUAUGGCUACUACCAUGGAUUUGGAGACUCUGCUGAAAGCUUACUUGAGUACAGUAGUCUUACUGAACAUUCUGAUUCAGUUAAUGUUGAAAGUAGGUAUAAAAAUACAUUCAUAAGUACACUUCAUCAGUAUCAGGGAUUCUGAGGUUGUAAACUGUUCCUAAAACAUGGCAUCUUUAUUGCCCAUUUAUAUACCUAUCAUUUUUUUAUUUCUAUUUUUAUUUCUAAAACUAAAUUUAAAAUUAGGCAUCAUUGCCUAUCUGUAGUAGAGUUUUAGUUCCCUUUUUGAAGUCAAUCAAUACAAUUGCACACAGAAGUUACUUGUGAAAACAAACGUUCAGAGACAGGACAUAUGUGUAGGUCAAAGCUGUUUCCAAUAAUGUGAGGCAAACUAUGGAGACUGCAUGAUAGGAUGGGCAUCUAGAUGUUGGUGUACAUGGCAAGGACAUAAGUAAUGCUGUGUCACCUUUUGGCUAUGAAAGCAAUGUUUUUGUUCACUUUGUGUCAAAUUAGUUAUUUAUUUUUUUUUUAACAAGAAAAUGGUAAAGGAAAUACUAUAUCUAGCAACUUGUUACAUUGGUUAAGACUUUGAGGUUACAUUUUUUUUAAUUGGCUUUAUAAUAUCGGAAAACUUGCAUUUGCUUC